Danio aesculapii is the source of this 1607-nucleotide messenger RNA. RefSeq names its product gastrula zinc finger protein XlCGF49.1-like. NCBI's taxonomy places the organism in Eukaryota, Metazoa, Chordata, Actinopteri, Cypriniformes, Danionidae. Gene Ontology annotation, molecular function: DNA-binding transcription factor activity; RNA polymerase II cis-regulatory region sequence-specific DNA binding. The annotation marks the transcript as partial. The record is from RefSeq and is a predicted model, not a curated record. The transcript has a single exon. Gene Ontology annotation, biological process: regulation of transcription by RNA polymerase II.
CAUCAUGUCAAAAUUGAGGAAAAAACUCUUUUACAGACUGAUGGUAUUUUGAAAAGGAGAGACAAGAAUCGUUUCACCUGCACUCAGUGUGGAAAGAGUUUUGGAAAACAAAACAGUCUUCAAAUUCACAUAAGGAUCCACACUGGAGAAAAACCAUUCACAUGCACUCAAUGUGGGAAGAGUUUCAGCCAAUCUUCAAACUUUAAUAAACACAUGAGGAUCCACACUGCAGAGAAACCAUUCACAUGCACUCAAUGUGGGAAGAGUUUCAACCAAUCAUCAAACCUUAAUCAACACACGAGGAUCCACACUGGAGAGAAACCAUUCAUUUGCACUCAGUGUGGGAAGAGUUUUAACUCCUCCUCACACCUUAAUCUACACAUGAGGAUCCACACUGGAGAGAAACCAUUCACUUGCACUCAGUGUGGGAAGAUUUUUAACUCCUCCUCACACCUUAAUAAACACAUGAGGAUCCACACUGGAGAGAAACCAUUCACUUGCACUCAGUGUGGGAAGAGUUUCAGCCGAUCAUCAUCUCUUAAUAGACACAUGAGGAUCCACAGUGGAGAAAAACCAUUCACUUGCACUUAAGCCGCGGUCACACUGGACUUUUCUCCCCAUAGACUUCCAUUCAUAUGCGCGCAAAUGAAUCAGACCGGAAAUGCUAGUUUGUGCGUCAAGUUUCGGAGUUGCCUUACAACAUUCAAGCUUGGUGAACUGACCUGCGAAAUCGCAUCACUUGACUGUGUGAGACCAAUCGAAGAUCAAAACAUGACCUCUCAGGACAGAAAUUUAAAAUAUGGACCAAUCGCUCACUUUUUAAUGUCUAAUCAUCUUGUUUAAUCCCGCCCCUUUUCACAGUGCCGUACAAUAGAAUUUUGCAAAGAAGAGGACUCACGCUGGAGAUAAUCCGUACAGAUCUGAUCAGUGUCUACAGAGCGUCGCUCGUUUUAGAGUUUAAGAAACACAUGAACAAAAAGUUGCACACAUGACAUGAAUGCAGCAAAACAUUUUCUCAUGUGCACAGGAUGUUUCAUGUUUGAAAAGACUGAGUGAUGGUAUACUGUUUUCCAACACUCCUACACUGCUACACUGCAAUAGGUGGGGUUGUAAAUGUGUUGCGCUCCUUGCGUUUACCGUAAACAAUGAUGGCGGCUGAGAGAAGAACAGUUUCAUAAACAUCUGGCAAACAGCACCUCUGCAGCUUAAAAUCUCUUUGCAAGUAAUUGUACAGGUGUGCAUACAUCUGUACUCUACUCUCCAGUGUAUUCAUGUAGCUAGUGUUCUUUUGGAUGAUGUUCUCUGUUACAUCCUACACAAGUCUAGGGGAAAUACAAUGAACGCAACAAUAUUAGUUUAAAGAGCACUAAACUGGGACCAGUCACAACAAAGCAAUGAGUAAAGUUCCAAAAUUACAAAAAAAAAAAAAAAAAAUCAAAGUCACACACAAUGUAGUGUUAAGGGAGCUCUAGCUUCAGGAGGGGAAUAAAGCCAAAAUAACAAACAAAAACAGGGUUCUGUCUGGGAGUAAAACCUCUAAAUAAGCUACAAGAAAAUAAUGAUGAAAAAUAACAGCAAAACUACACUGACUCCCUGACUGACCUCAA